UCAGCGCAGCCGCAAGACUUUUUGGACAGGCUUUGAUGUGGUUAGUCCAUUUUCUCCGGCUUAAUUGCCGUUUUCUUCUACUACACUAAUCAAUAUUUAAAAUUAUCAAUAACGUUUGUGAAUAUUAUUAAAUUGAAGACAAUUAUAUAUUCUAAAGUUUUUAAUACCUUCAAGUGAAAUUUUCUUCCAUGUGUACAAAUCACUAGAUCCGUCACAUACAAGAAAAUCACCACCACACCACAUAUCAUAUCACCAUGGAUGUAACAAUUGAUUAUCUAUAUGCAGUAGUUGCAGGACUUAUAUGCAUACUCCUAAUUUCAUACUCUAAAUUCUUUAAGGUUAAAUCACAAACACAACCCAAGCUUCCACCUUUAGCUGCUGGUGGGUGGCCGUUAAUCGGCCACCUACAUCUCUUAGGCAGUUCAAAUCAACCUCCAUACAUAACCUUAGGAAACUUAUCCGACAAAUAUGGACCGAUUUUUGCCCUACGAAUCGGGGUACACAAAGCCGUUAUAGUAAGCACUUGGGAGUUAGCAAAAGAGAUUUUUACAACUCACGAUGUAAUAAUCUCUUCUCGUCCCAAAUUCACUGCUUUCAAAAUAUUAGGACAUAACUAUGCUAAUUUCGGGUUCUCUCCAUAUGGAGAGUAUUGGCAAAGGAUGCGUAAAAUUACAGCCUCCGAGCUCCUAUCAACUCGGAGAUUCGAAUCUCUUCGUGAUAUUAGACAUACAGAAGUGAAGAAAUCAUUGACAGAGCUUUAUGAGUUAGGUGAUGAGUUCAAAGUUGAGAUGAAAAAGUUUUUAGGAGAUAUGAAUUUGAAUGUGAUUAUGAGGAUGAUUGCUGGGAAGAGAUAUUCGGGUGAUGAGAGAGAGGUGAUAAAAAUGAGAUGGGGUUUUAGAGAGUUUUUUAGGUUGAGUGGUUUGUUUGUGGUUGGUGAUGCAAUUCCAUUUCUUGGAUGGCUUGAUCUUGGAGGAUAUGUGAAGGAGAUGAAGAAAGCUGCUAUUGAAAUGGAUAGUGUUGUUUGUGUUUGGUUGGAAGAACAUCGUAGGAGAAAUGAUUUGGGGAAGACUAAGAUAGAGCAAGAUUUCAUUGAUGUCUUGUUGAAUGUUCUUGAUGGUGUUGAUCUUGAUGGUUAUGAUGUUGACACUGUCAUUAAAGCAACUUGCUUGACAUUAAUUGCCGGAGCAACAGACACGACAACGGUAACUAUAACUUGGGCACUAUCUUUAUUGUUGAACAACCGCCACACUUUGAAGAAAGUUCAAGAUGAAUUGGACGAAAAAGUUGGGAAAGAAAGGCUAGUGAAUGAAUCAGAUAUAAACAACUUAGUUUACCUUCAAGCCGUGGUGAAAGAGACAUUGCGAUUAUAUCCCGCUGGACCACUCUCAGGUGCACGUCAAUUCACUGAAGAUUGUACUGUGGGUGGGUACCAUAUCCAAGCCGGUACUCGAUUAAUUUUAAACCUCUGGAAAAUGCAUAGAGAUCCACGUGUAUGGUUAGAACCUCUCGAGUUUCAACCCGAGAGGUUCUUAAAUACUCAUAAGGAUGUCGAUGUCAAAGGAAAUCAUUACGAGCUUCUUCCCUUUGGAGGUGGAAGAAGGUCUUGUCCUGGCAUAACAUUUGGUGUUCAAAUGACAAAUUUGGCAUUAGCUUCUUUCUUGCAAGCAUUUGAAGUCACAACUCCAUCAAAUGCUCAUGUUGAUAUGAGUGCAACAUUUGGACUUACAAACAUCAAAACCACUCCACUUGAUAUUAUAGCCAAACCUCGUUUACCAUACCACCUUUUUGUUAAUGAAAAUUAGCCAAUUAAAUCCACUACAUGCAUUAGCAUUGUAUUUGUGUGUCUUGUGAGAAUAAAGUGGACAUUGUAUUCAAGUAUAAGGUGUGUUUAGCAUUAAUAAACAUCAUUCAGCCCACUGGACCGCCUAAUUUAGUUUGGGGUCGAUUUUGAUAUUAAGUUGUUUCAACCUCUUCCUAAUCGCAGUUGCUUAUAUAUUUAUGUGAUUUUUUCAAGUAGUACUCAAAGUCAAAACCUUGUUACAUUGUAGUGGUGAACUAUCUUAUUAAUUUAAUUAAGUUUAUGUGUUGUCUUCUU
Trifolium pratense (red clover) is the source of this 2095-nucleotide messenger RNA. Its product is annotated as cytochrome P450 CYP82D47-like. Gene Ontology annotation, molecular function: iron ion binding; heme binding; oxidoreductase activity, acting on paired donors, with incorporation or reduction of molecular oxygen. Gene Ontology annotation, biological process: defense response to other organism. The record is from RefSeq and is a predicted model, not a curated record. NCBI's taxonomy places the organism in Eukaryota, Viridiplantae, Streptophyta, Magnoliopsida, Fabales, Fabaceae. Bases 255 to 1802 code for a protein of 515 amino acids. The transcript has 2 exons.